AUGAAGGUUCAAGGAGACUACAGUAUCACGACAGGGAAGAUCAAGACGUUCGGGUUAGCUGACUAUGGAGUUACCUCUGCCAUGUUGGUCGUUUCUGCCGCGGUAGGGAUCUUUUACGUCAUCAAGGACCGUAACCGCGGCACGAUGACGGAGUACGUGUUAGGGGGACGUCACAUGCACUACAUCCCCGUCUCGAUGUCUCUGAUGGUGACGUUCAUCUCGGCAUUGUCGUUGCUAGGAGCGCCGGUGGAGGUUUAUAGAAGUAACACUAUGAUGAUCUGGCUUCCGGUAGCUGCCGUUGCUGGAGUCCUUGUGGCUGGAAGGAUCUUCAUUCCCUUCUUUUAUCAGCUUAAUAUUAACAAUGUGUUUAAGAUGGUCCAUACAGCUAUGGUACUCUAUGCCCCAUCUCUGGCUGUCAGUUCAGUUACCGGGCUCAACGUGUGGGCUUUGGUGUUUGUGUUCGGCUCGGUCACCACCCUCUGUACAGCACUGGGUGGAAUGAAGGCUGUGUUGUGGACGGACACGUUCCAGGCAGUUGUUAUGGUCGUCGGGGUUGCUACCCUGAUGGUUCGGUCUGCUGCAGCCGUCGGGGGUUUCAGAAGCGCAUGGGCCAUCGCCGACAACAGAUCCAGGAUUAAAUUGGAUGAGUAUGCAUACUUGUGGUUUAGCCUGGACCCGUCAACAAGGUACUCCGUAUGGUCCUUCAUGGUCGGAGGUACCGUCAUGAUGACAGCAAUGUAUGGAGUACACCAAGCUGAGGUACAGAGGACACUGUCCUGCUCCAGUCUCGGAUAUGCUCAGAUAGCUAUGGCGAUAAAUAGCGUGGGGCUUGUGUUAGUCUAUGCACUUUUGGUGAUGACUGGCGUUGCUAUGUUCGCCUUCUACAGCGAGUGUCACCCCGUCAGCUUCAACAUCAUCGACAAAGACAUGCAACUGCUUCCCCUGCUGGUGAUGGACAUCCUGGGAGGUGUGCCGGGGCUGCCGGGACUCAUCAUGUCCUCCAUACUGUGUGGGAGUCUCAGGUACAUACUGUGUGGGAGUCUCAGGUAUUACUGUGCGGGAGACUCAGGUACAUACUGCCUGGAGUUCUCAGGCAAUGUGAUGCCACUGAACAAUAAAUUCACCAUCUCCUUGACCAGCACCGUGUCCAGCGUCCUGAAUGCCCUGGGGACUGUGAUUCCAGAUGACUUCAUCACUCCAUUCUGCCUGGAGGAUCUGUCGGACAAAGGACAAACAAGGCUUGCCAAGACUACAGUGUUGGUGUGCGGCGUGAUAGAAAUGUGCCUCGCAGUUCUUGCCUCUAAAGUUGGAAUUCUUUUCCAGGCGGUGCAAAGCGUUUCGGCAGUGUUUCUUGGUCCGACUUUAGGAUUAUUUUCCCUUGGGAUGUUCUGUCCUUGGGCUAAUGUUACGGGAGCAAUCUGCGGAUUUGUUUCUGCGUUUGUAUUGACCGGGUGGAUCGCGGUAGGGGCGUUUGUGCACAAGGUGGGCAGAUCUCCCGCUCCGUCAUCAACUCGGGUCACCGACGGGUGUAACUGGAACCUUACAUUACUGGCAAAUUUGACCUCGGAAACCACGACAGUCAUGACGACACCGACAAACAUCAACAUUACAUCGCCACUUGAUUCAGAGGCUGAGCUGAACUUCCCUUACACCAUAUCCUUCAUGUACUACCAAGCUAUUGGUGUGUGUGUGGUACUCGUGGUCGGCAUCAUUGUCAGCGUCAUCACAGGUCCUACAAGCCCGAAGUCCCUUGAUCCACGUUUGAUCUGUCCAGUGUUUGACCGAGUCUUCCCUUACUUGCCUGAAUGGUUUCUCAAACCUCUCAGGUUCGGCAUCGUACAUGACGGGAAAUACAACAAAUCACGUGCAGGGAGCAGUCAGAUGGACCCUAAGGGAGAUGCAGAGACGUUUUUGUAAAACAUCAAUCUUGGUCACUAUACCACCACCAUUUCAUUGGAGCCAAGCAACGUCGAAACGUGGAGCUUGUCAUGAAUGCUUCCCAUUGGAUAUGCCAGAGUAGAUAAAGUCAUUGUGUAGUCUCAUAUUUCAGCCGAAAUUGCCUAGGCAGAAGGCGACCUCUUAAACACCUAAUGCAACAACAACAACUCAUAUUUCAAUGAGUUCUUCUACAGUUAAUAGAAUUAAGGUUCAAAAUGUCUUCUUCUUUUUCGUUAUGGCUAUAAUAAUGAAGCCGCUUUUGAACUUAUGCAAUCUUCAACUCCUCUUUCGGUUAUCCUACACGCCAAUCAUGAGUAAAAACAGUGUGUGCACCGUUUGUAAACUACUAAAUAUUGUCAGUGAUCUUAAGGAAUAUAUGAUGUAUGACUUCCCAUACAUACCACAAAAUUAAAC
This is a messenger RNA of Haliotis rufescens (red abalone), 2352 nucleotides long. Its product is annotated as sodium-coupled monocarboxylate transporter 2-like. Bases 1 to 1917 code for a protein of 638 amino acids. Gene Ontology annotation, cellular component: membrane. The transcript is spliced from 15 exons. Gene Ontology annotation, molecular function: symporter activity. NCBI's taxonomy places the organism in Eukaryota, Metazoa, Mollusca, Gastropoda, Lepetellida, Haliotidae. Gene Ontology annotation, biological process: transmembrane transport; sodium ion transport. The record is from RefSeq and is a predicted model, not a curated record.